GUCUUUUGGACCUUUACUUUUAAAUCUAAAUUGGUCUUUGGUCAUACCCGUGUAUGUAGGCAGUGGAGGCUCAUAGAUGAGAAGAUGUCUGUUCUGAAGGAUGAGCUGGAGGACAAGCUGAAUGAAGAGGCUCUAGCUGAAGGGCUGUACAAGAAGUCCGGCAGAGUAGUGAUUCUUGGCCUGGGCAAUGCUGGCAAAACAGCGCUUCUACAUAUGCUGGAUAAGCACACACUGGGUCUUCAUGCAUCGACCUUUGACCCCACCUCAGAAGUGCUGAGGAUCUCCGGCGUGACCCUGAGCUCCUGUGAUGAGGCUCGAGGAGUCUGGAGGGAUCUUCUCCCAGCCGUGGACGGCGUCGUGUUCCUGGUGGACUGCUCUGAUUACGCCAGGCUUCCCGACUCCAAAACACAGCUUGAGGCACUAAUGACAGAUGAAACCAUUGGAAACGUGCCCAUCUUGAUCCUCGGCAACAAGACUGACAAACCUGAAGCCAUCAGUGAGGAGAAACUGCGUGAGAUCUUCGGACUUCACGGUCAGACGACAGGAAAGGGCUGUGUUCUCUUCGGUGGUCUGAAGACGAGGGGACUCUGGAGCUGUUCAUGUGCAGCGUGA
Messenger RNA from Puntigrus tetrazona (Sumatra barb), 612 nucleotides. Its product is annotated as GTP-binding protein SAR1b-like. Lineage: Eukaryota; Metazoa; Chordata; Actinopteri; Cypriniformes; Cyprinidae. Gene Ontology annotation, molecular function: GTP binding; GTPase activity. Gene Ontology annotation, biological process: vesicle organization; endoplasmic reticulum to Golgi vesicle-mediated transport; intracellular protein transport. The transcript has 6 exons. The record is from RefSeq and is a predicted model, not a curated record. The coding region runs from base 85 to 612 and encodes 175 amino acids. Gene Ontology annotation, cellular component: COPII vesicle coat; endoplasmic reticulum exit site.